CAAGGCGGUGCCUUUCCUUUGUUGUAAAGGAAGAAAUAAUUGAAUUCCUUAUUGCUCAUGAUGUUCAGAGCGUGGAGUAACCAUUGAUCCACUUUGCCGUCUUUUUCCACCCACACCAAUUCUCCUCUCUGUUUCCUUUUCGCUUUUUCUCCGAUCCCUUUCUUGGAGUUCUUCAGCCUGGCUCUCUUGCUCCCCGUCGGUAGAAAAACCAAAGGGCAGGGGAAGAGGAAGCUCUCCGGCGAUAUGGAGGACGGCGGCGGCGGCAGAGCAUCUGGUUGCUGGUCGUACGAGAAGCUGAAAUGCGUAGGUUCGAGCAUGGCAUCAGCUUUCUUCGCGUCCUUGGAGCGUUGUUCCUGCAUCAAUCUCUCCACCUCCGACGACGCUGACGACGCCUUGGAAGCUCAAGAUCGUCCCCUCAUGUUCUCCAACUCCAUCUCCAAGUCCAAUUCCUCCUCCGCCCCCAUCUUCUCCGCCGCCGAUCCGGUCGUUUCUCUUCGUGCCUGAGAGGAGAUAAGGAGACGGGAUCCUUCGUCGUUGAUUUGUCUUUCGCCUUGGUUAUUGUUGUAGGAAGGAAGUGAGUAAGUACUACUUCUAUUGGGGGGAUUUGAUCCUUGCUCUGUUUCUUUACUUUUUGGGUGUUCAUCAAUUGUACUGUUUGGCUCUGUUUGUUCAACUGGGAAUUGGUGUUCAUCAGAGUUAGUGGUUUUGAUUUGUUCAACAAUUACAACUCAUCUAAUCAUUGUUCAUAAUGAAACAGCAACUCGAUCGGAUAUAAAAUUACUCAACAAGA
Messenger RNA from Linum trigynum, 790 nucleotides. The record is from the annotation of a GenBank genome assembly. Lineage: Eukaryota; Viridiplantae; Streptophyta; Magnoliopsida; Malpighiales; Linaceae.